AUGGUCCAACAGCGUCCGAGGACUGUGGGAUCAUUCCUGCAGUGGUACAGGAAACCAAUGCUGGAAAUGCAAUGCAUAACCCAUAACUCUCCCAUACCCCAUAAUCCAUACCUUUUUGGGGGUAAUCUCCGCUAUAUUUUUACCAUAACCCAUACCUCGAUUGCUAUCAUUGCAUUUGAUACUCCCAAAAUGGGAUCACUGCAAAAAGAACAGGAUCCAGCAGUGUGGUCGUUGUUGCCACGUCGGGUCGACAUCAAAGUUGGCUCCCGAUUAGGCAAAUCGUCACGUCUGGACCUCCACGGAGGGGUAUGGGUUAAGAGGGAGUCGACUGUACACAAUAUGCCUUGCUUGAAGCGAUAA
Molecule: messenger RNA, 360 nt
Organism: Lentinula edodes (shiitake mushroom)
Lineage: Eukaryota; Fungi; Basidiomycota; Agaricomycetes; Agaricales; Omphalotaceae
Exons: 6
Coding region: 1-360 (119 amino acids)
Source: RefSeq, a predicted model, not a curated record